AUGUCCGUCUCGACCAGUUUCAACUCAGCCCCCAUUCAUUUGGGUACCAUGAGCGCUCAUUCUCAACUGCACUCGCUUUCCCGGCAGCCACUCGCUAUGUCGGCAGCGAUGUCCAAGGACGACGGGGCUCAUGAGCCUUCGGCGUCUGGAUCUUCCAAGAAUUCGAGCAAGAACCCGUCGUCUUGGGACCCUCAAGACGACCUGUUGCUGCGCCAUUUGAAAGAGGUCAAGAAAAUGGGCUGGAAGGACAUUUCGCAAUACUUCCCCAACAGAACUCCCAACGCCUGUCAAUUUAGAUGGAGACGGUUGAAGUCUGGAAACUUGAAGUCGAACAAGACCGCCUUGAUCGACAUCAAUACCUAUUCGGGUCCACUCAAGAUCACCCACAGCAAUGGCACCGCCCACUCCCAGCAAAAACCAACGGAAAGCGCGGACGAGAAUGCCCUAGAGGAAGGUACCACCGUCCAGGUCGCCACAACGUCAUGCAUUCCGAUCCCCUCCAGAAAGACUUCCUUGCCGUCUUUCAGCGCAUCCAUGGCAUUUUCUCAAUCUCCGUCGAAUAUGACUCCUCCGGCAUUGCCCGCCGCACACCCUCACCAUCACCUGCACCACCAUCCGCACCACAAGGCUCUGAAACCAAGGUCGAACUCCCAUUCGUUCACCAAUUCUCUGAACCAGGAUCCUACAUCUCGGUCCAACGACGAGGAGAAGUACGGGUUCGUUCCUAAAGUGUUUGUUAGGUCCAGAAGAAGUUCGCUUGCAGUAACCACCACCCCAUCUUCUCCAAGUUCCUCGCAUGUGCUACUGAGCUCAAAGUCGAGGAAGGACCCGUUGGCAAAUUGGUCGAGAAGAUCUUCGUUCAACGUUUCAAGUAGCAACACUUCAAGGCGCUCUUCAGUCAUUCUAGCCCCGAACUCGGUGUCAAACAUCUUCAAUACCAGCAACAGUAGUUGCAGUAACACUGUUUCUAGUACGAACUCAAGAAGAGAGUCUGUCAUCAAGAAGGAGUUUCAGCAGAGACUAAACAAUUUAGGCAACAGUGGCGCCUCCACCCCUAGCAGCGGAACCAUUUUCCCGCCUUCCUAUACUUUUAUGGAUCUACCGCAUACUUUGACGGCGUCAUCGUCAUCCGCAUUGUAUAAGUUCAAGAGAGGUUCGUUUUCCGGGCAUUCCGUGCAAUCGUCAUCGUGGGCGAAAGAUGAAGACGUCUUGUUGAUGGAAAACGAAAAGAGAAACUUGUCUCUUAUGGAACUAUCCAUACUUCUACCACAGAGAACCGAAGUGGAGAUUCAGUGGAGAUUGAGCGUCUUGUCAAACGAUACUGAUGUGCUGCCUCAAGGAGCCCUAUCCAGGAACAACCGUCCAAGCAUGUUCAAAUCUGAAUCCUCUACUGACGAUGACAAUACACGUGAGGGCGACGACGACGACGACGACGAAGAUAACGUAGAUCCGUUGCAUCAUUCCAAGGAAUCCGGCAACAAGACCGCCCUCUCAUCAAGUAGUUCCAAUAUAUCGUCCAAGGACGUUUCGCCGGAUCCGAUCUUCUCGCCAGACCCAGCUGACGAUUCUUCGAAUACAUCAGAUACUGGUUCAAGAUUCACAAUAACCUCUGAGAUUGGUUCCUCGAAUACCACCACGAACUCCAAGAACCCACAAGAUAUCACGUUGUUAAACAACUUCCGUUCUGAGGCUAUAACUCCAAGACCAAAGACGUCCUCCACCACCACGUCCACAACUACUGAAACUACCAGCAAUACGAUAAACCAUUCCAGUUCCACAACCACUACUACAAACAACAGCCCGCUGCCCAGUAUCAACACUCUCUUUAAGGACAUGCUCUGA
This is a messenger RNA of Saccharomyces kudriavzevii IFO 1802, 1842 nucleotides long. RefSeq names its product Dot6p (gene DOT6). The transcript has a single exon. The record is from RefSeq and is a predicted model, not a curated record. The coding region runs from base 1 to 1842 and encodes 613 amino acids. Lineage: Eukaryota; Fungi; Ascomycota; Saccharomycetes; Saccharomycetales; Saccharomycetaceae.